Microstroma glucosiphilum is the source of this 1303-nucleotide messenger RNA. RefSeq lists its product as hypothetical. The record is from RefSeq and is a predicted model, not a curated record. The transcript is spliced from 2 exons. Bases 79 to 1221 code for a protein of 380 amino acids. Lineage: Eukaryota; Fungi; Basidiomycota; Exobasidiomycetes; Microstromatales; Microstromataceae.
CUACCCCACAGUCUCAAGCAGCCAGUCUACCAUUGCCCUGGCUUUGGUAGCCUUUACGUGGCCAUUCACUCGCCCACCAUGCGACCCUACUCUUCCUACGCAGGGCCGUCCACUUCUACCGCCUCUCAAGCUCGACAGCGGCAAGGCGACCCUUAUGGCUACCCCUCUGGCAGCAGUCGCUCCACCUUCCCUCGACGACGCUCUCCCGAGCGGGGCGGGCCCUCCGAGUACGCACGUCCGUGGGACAUUUCCUCGCGUUCAGCCAAUGGACCCUCAGGGAGACCCUACCCUCCUUCCACUGGUGGUCGUACAUCAAGAUGGGGACCUGAAUUGCCCUACUCAUCCUCCUCAUCCUCAUCCUCAUCCUUUGGCGGCAUGUCAAGCUCGCCCACAAAGGGAGGACAGGGAUGGAGAGUAAUGCAGGAGUCCGGAGGGAGGCGGGGUCAGGAGGAUCGGGGAGGAAGUCGAAGAGAAGCUGAUGAGGUAGACUGGGCCGAAGUGGAAGCGAAAGCGCGAGAGAAGGGAUUUGCAGUUCCGGGGGAUGUUGUGGACGAAUUCAAGCGACAAGGCCACUUCGACCAGCUGCGUCGCCAGCUCCUCACCUCCCUCCUAGCGUCCCCUCAAAAAGACGAGUUCCUCGCCUCGAUCUCCUCGCUCCUUCUCGCUCACCUUCAGGCCGACCCAAAUGAGGCCGUUCGGAUAAGCGCAGUAGACCCAAGACUGCAGUCGGACGAACUCUUCAAAAUCAUCGAGUCGCAGGAUCCACCGCGACGGGGGAGAGGGGAGCUUGAGAAAUCUUCGUCAAAGACUGGCCCGGAGAUCAUCGCGGAGCUGAUGAAGAAGCUGGUCUCCCAGGCUGGGGACGAAGGGGAUGAGAAGAAGACACAACGACCCGAACAUGAUGUUUCGGGAAUUCUCACGUCUGAAGGAGUGAUUGGAAAAGGGGUGAAGGAGAGGGUGGAGACGCUGCUGCGAGAGGAGGUCAGGGAGAAGGGAAAGGUCGUAGCUCGCGAGUCGCCUGCGCCGUCUGCCGUGGCUGAAGAGGCGAUCAAAGGAGAUGUAGGGCUCAAAAGAGAGGGUGACGAGGCCGACCAAAGCCCUGAUGUAAAGGCGGGCGAUGAUCAGCACGGGCAAGGCUCUCCUCGAGAAGAGACAAAGUCGGAAGCGGUGCCGGACCAGGAACCCGGGGAGGAGGAAGGUGUACCGAUGGAGACAGACUGAGAAGAUCAAAGUACCAACGUACCUCUCCAGUAGCUGAAAAUGUAAUUGUAUCGUCUUGUCACCUGUGAAUAGAUGCUGUGGC